AGCCGCGCCGCCGGAAGCGGGGCGGGCGGGGCCGGGGGCCGUUGCGCGGGCGGCAGAGCGGGCGCGCGGCUGCGGGCGCCCCCCCCGCCCCCCCCCGGGGCAAUAUGUUCAAGAGAAUGGCCGAGUUCGGGCCUGACUCCGGGGGGCGCGUGAAGGGCGUCACCAUUGUGAAGCCGAUCGUGUACGGCAACGUGGCGCGGUACUUCGGAAAGAAAAGAGAGGAGGACGGCCACACGCACCAGUGGACGGUUUACGUCAAGCCCUACAGGAAUGAGGAUAUGUCUGCCUACGUGAAAAAAAUCCAGUUCAAGCUGCAUGAAAGCUACGGCAAUCCUCUAAGAGUUGUUACCAAACCACCGUACGAAAUCACCGAAACAGGCUGGGGUGAAUUUGAAAUCAUCAUUAAGAUAUUUUUCAUUGAUCCAAAUGAAAGACCUGUAACCUUGUAUCACUUGCUGAAGCUUUUUCAGUCUGAUACCAAUGCCAUCCUGGGAAAGAAAACUGUAGUUUCUGAAUUCUAUGAUGAAAUGAUAUUCCAAGAUCCUACUGCAAUGAUGCAGCAGCUGUUAACGACUUCUCGGCAACUAACGCUUGGUGCUUAUAAGCAUGAAACAGAGUUUGCUGAUCUUGAAGUGAAAACCAGGGAAAAACUGGAAGCUGCCAAAAAGAAAACUAGUUUUGAAAUUGCUGAGCUUAAAGAAAGACUAAAAGCAAGUCGUGAAACCAUCAACUGUUUAAAGAAUGAAAUCAGAAAACUUGAAGAAGAUGAUCAGUCUAAAGAUAUGUGAUGAGUGUUGUCUUGAUAAAGAGCCUAUACUGAAAACGGAAGGACUUCAAUCAUGGAACUGUAGGUGUUCUUUUGAAUUCUGUAAAUGAGACUACGUGAAUUUGACUUCCAAAUGAUUGAAGUAUGUGGCAAUCUACUUUGUAAACGGAAGAAAAAAGAAUGUAUCCUUGUUUUAUAGUUAAAAUCUCUGGGUACUGAACGAUUUAUUUCAAGUAGAAGGGGUCUUGGAGACCAGACUACUUCUUUUGUUGGUUUGUUGUUUGUUUGUUUCUUUUAAACUGCAUUUGAUUGGUAUAUGAAGACUUUGUAUUAAGUCUUGUGCUAGUUCAAUGUGAUUUUACAAAAUGUUGUUUACUUUUUUACUUGUUUUUUAUACUGAUUGUUUAGAGAUGCAUCUUCAAAGCUGAAAAUAAAAUAUGCGGUUUUUAUUUUAA
Phalacrocorax carbo (great cormorant) is the source of this 1221-nucleotide messenger RNA. The record is from RefSeq and is a predicted model, not a curated record. NCBI's taxonomy places the organism in Eukaryota, Metazoa, Chordata, Aves, Suliformes, Phalacrocoracidae.